CAGGGACGUCCGUUGGGAGGCGGGCGCGAAAGGAUGGUUCGGUGUUACCGGCCCCUGGCCUGGGUCUUUCUGUAGGUCGCCUUCACCCAUCCUCCCAGAAACCGCGCGCUGAAUGCGCAUUCGGGCGUUUCCGGCAGGUCUCUUGUAAAGAGUAUAUUGCUGGGCUUUUUACCCUUUUAUCCUGUUUGAAUGUUAUUUUAAUAGCCCACAGGUCCUGCCUCCACAAAGAUAAGACAAAUCUGUGAUGUGAGUAAAAGGAAGCCUGGAGAGCAGGUAUCCAUCAUGGAAGGAGACCUUCUGACCUUAGAAUUCUCCUGGAGGCUGGAGAGGCCUGAGAUAGAGUGGACCCUGGAAUUGCUGGAUCUACAGCUUAUCUUAACCCUUCUGCCCUGAGUGGACAAGCCCUGAAUGACAUCUCAGCCUUCAGAGAUCAGCAGUCGCUGGGUGACAAUGGAGCAUUUAACCCAGAUGAUGGAAAGGAGAGCUUGGCAUUCUCAGGACUCUGGCCUUUUGGAGGAAGAAGAGGAUAUGACCAGGUCUCUUGAAACAGUGACAUUUAAGGAUGUUGCUGUGGACCUCACCCAGGAGGAAUGGCAGCAAAUGAAACCUGCUCAGAGGAACUUGUACCGGGAUGUGAUGCUAGAGAACUACAGCAACCUAGUCACAGUGGGUUAUCAAGUCACCAAACCAGAUGUGAUCUUCAAGUUGGAGCAGGAAGAGGAGCCAUGGGUGGUAGAGGAAGAAAUGCUUGGGAGGCACUGUCCAGUUUGGGAAGUUGAUGAACAGAUCAAGAAGCAACAGGAAACACUUGUGAGGAAAGUCACAUCCAUCUCCAAGAAAACUCUGAUUAAGGAAAAUGUCAUUGAAUGUAAAAGAGUUACAAAAAUAUUUCCUUUGAGCUCAGAUAUUCUUACUUCAAGACAAAACUUCUUUGAAUGUGACUCACUUGAUAAGGGUUUGGAACAUAAUUUAGAUUUACUUAGUUAUGAGAAGAACUGUGUAAGAGAGAAAAACUAUGAAUAUAGUAAGUACGGGAAGCCUUUUUACCAUUGCUCAUCCCAUGUUCUAACCCCCUUUAAGUGUAAUCAGUGUGGACAAGACUUCAGUCAUAAAUUUGACCUCAUCAGACAUGAGAGAAUUCAUGCUGGAGAGAAACCCUAUGAAUGUAAGGAAUGUGGAAAAGCUUUCAGCAGGAAGGAAAAUCUUAUCACACAUCAAAAAAUUCAUACUGGGGAAAAACCAUAUAAAUGUAAUGAAUGUGGAAAAGCUUUCAUUCAGAUGUCAAACCUUAUUAGACACCAGAGAAUUCAUACGGGGGAGAAACCUUAUGCAUGUAAGGAUUGUUGGAAAGCCUUCAGUCAAAAAUCAAAUCUCAUUGAACAUGAGAGAAUUCAUACUGGAGAAAAACCCUAUGAAUGUAAAGAAUGUGGAAAAUCCUUCAGCCAGAAGCAAAACCUUAUUGAGCAUGAGAAAAUUCAUACUGGGGAGAAACCUUAUGCAUGUAAUGAAUGUGGUAGAGCCUUUUCUCGAAUGUCAUCUGUUACUCUACACAUGAGAAGUCACACAGGGGAGAAACCCUAUAAAUGUAAUAAAUGUGGAAAAGCCUUCUCUCAAUGCUCAGUGUUUAUUAUACAUAUGAGAAGUCAUACAGGUGAGAAGCCCUAUGUGUGUAGUGAAUGUGGGAAAGCGUUCUCUCAAAGUUCAUCCCUUACUGUACAUAUGAGAAAUCAUACAGCUGAGAAACCCUAUGAAUGUAAUGAGUGUGGAAAAGCCUUCAGCAGGAAAGAAAAUCUCAUUACACAUCAGAAAAUUCAUACUGGAGAGAAACCAUAUGAAUGUAAUGAAUGUGGGAAAGCUUUUAUUCAGAUGUCAAACCUCAUUAGACACCAGAGAAUUCAUACUGGUGAGAAACCUUAUGCAUGUACAGUAUGUGGGAAAGCCUUUAGUCAGAAAUCAAAUCUCACCGAACAUGAGAAAAUUCAUACUGGAGAGAAACCCUAUCAUUGUAAUCAAUGUGGAAAAGCUUUCAGUCAGAGACAAAAUCUCCUUGAGCAUGAAAAAAUUCAUACUGGAGAAAAACCAUUUAAAUGUAAUGAAUGUGGUAAAGCCUUCUCUCGAAUCUCAUCCCUUACUCUUCAUGUGAGAAGUCAUACAGGGGAGAAACCGUAUGAAUGUAAUAAGUGUGGAAAGGCCUUCUCUCAAUGCUCAUUACUUAUUAUACAUAUGAGAAGUCAUACUGGUGAGAAACCUUUUGAAUGUAAUGAAUGUGGGAAAGCAUUCUCUCAAAGAGCAUCCCUUUCUAUACAUAAGAGAGGGCAUACAGGUGAGAAACACCGAGUGUACUAAAUGAGGGAAGGCCUUUUCUUAAAUUCAACCCAUGCUUUACUUUUGAAACAUAUUGGUGUAAACUUAAAAAAAUGAACAAUAUCUUUAUGGAAAAACUGUAAAGCUUCACUGAAGGGCAUAAGACUUGAAUAAAUCGAGAGAAAUAUCAUAAAUGCAGAUGGAAAAACCCAAUAUCAUAAAAAUGUCAAUUCUCCCAGAAUUAAUCUAUAGACCUAAUAUAGUUCCAAACAUCUAAUACGAAUUUUCUAGGAUCUUUACAAAAUGAUUCUAAAAUUCAUGUGAAAUGGAAAUACCUGGAUUGCCGAGGCAAUUUUGAAAAAGAAGAGAGAGGACACAUCUUCUACCGUAUACUACACAAAAGUUAUGGUCAUUAAAUAGUAUGUGGUAUUGGAGCAUGAAUAGGUAAAUAAACAGAUAUUACAGAAUAGAAUGCCUAGAAAUAAAUCAGUGAAUAUACGUGAAUUUGGUAUAUAUUAGACAUGAUAUCAUAAAUCAGUAGAGAAGUGACAGCCAAUGAAAUUUGUUGGAGUAUUUGGUUCUCCAUAGUAGGGAAAAAAUAACUACAUGCAACCUUACAACAUAUAAAGAAACAGAAUUCCAAAGGAUUUGAACUGGAAUGUGAAAAGCCAAACUGAAGUUCUGGGAAGGAAAUACAGGAUGUUGUAUGACUUUGAGGCAGGGAAGCAUUUCUUAAAAGACAAAAGGACCCUGUAGUUCCAUUUCUGUAUAUUCAUUCUAAAGAAACUCACAAAUACCCAUAAGAAAUAUAUAUAUGAAUUGAAAACAAGCUAAUUAUUGAUGGGGUAAUGGGUAAAUAAAGUGUGAUAUAGUCAAAUAAUGGAGUAGUAUACAGCAGUUAAAAGUAAUAGAGUAGAUCUGUAUUUUGUAACAUGGAUAGUUAUGUAAAACAGUGUAGAGUGAAAAAAAAUCAAGAUCCCUGAAUGAAACAUUGUAUAAUGAAUGACAUUCAUGUAAAUUGAAAUUAAAUCAUAAAGAACAGUACUCUGUUUUUAUUAUUGAAAUAUGUAUGUAUUUAAAAUGGACUGGAGGGGCACCUGGGUGGCUCAGUCGUUAGGCACCUGCCUUCGGCUCAGGACAUGAUCCCAGGGUCCUGGGAUCGAGCCCCACAUCGGGCUCCCUUGCUCCACGGGAAGCCUGCUUCUCCCUCUCCCACUCCCCCUGCUUGUGUUCCCUCUCUCACUGUGUCUCUCUCUGUCAUAUAAAUAAAUAAAAUCUUUAAAAAAUAGUAAUAAUAAAAUUUAAAAUAAAAUAAAAUAAAAUGGACUGGAAGGGUACAUACCAAAUUAUUGUUAGUAUUGUCUCUGGCAAGAGAUUAGGUUUGAAGGUGUUGAUCAAAGGGGGCUUUAGCUUUAUUUGUAAUUUUUAUGCCUUAAAAAGGAAGAUUGAUAGCAUAUAAAAUCUUAAUGAUAUACAGUGGCAAUAUGGAUGUCAUGUCUUAUGGUGUUUUUUGUAGUUAUUUCUUAGAAUUUAUGGGCUAGGGGAAGCCUGUGCCCAUAGAAAGAAUAUUAUGAUGGAUCCAUAUGCCCUAUCAGAUCCUGAACUAUUUUAUCAAAUAUAUUUCCAGAAAAUUAGUAAUUAGAAGUAAUAGUCCUAUUUACUGUAUGUAAUAUGAAAUUAGCAUACUUUAUGAAUCUUAUACUUCUUACAUUUUAACAUUUCUAAAAUACAUAUUCAUCUUUCAACCAAUUAUGUCUUAGAUUUAAGUAAAUAUGUAAUUAUCAAGAAUUUGAAAAUCAGAUGGCAGUGUGAUACAUCAAGUAUGAUUUUAUUUACCAUUUUAGGGCAUCAUGGUCUACUAAUGAUCCCUACUCUCUCAGUGUGUCUCACAUUAUUUGGCAAUAGAUUUGUUGGAUUCAUAACUAACUAAUUAGUAAUGUAUUUAGAGUCAUUGUGGAGAGAAUAAGAUUUUCCUGAGAAACUGACUACGUGACAUUAGUUUUCUUGCCCUGUAAGUUUCCAUACAACCAGGAUAGACAUUAAUAUCAUUUGUUAAUCAUUACAUUUUGAAACGAGAAAGCCUUUUAUUUUCUUGAGAUGGCCAUAAGCAAUUUUGUAACAUAGCUUCACUUUAAACCUACAGAUCAUAUUAUUCCUUUUACAACCCUUAAUUUAUAUGACCUAUCUCAUUUUGGUUGGAAGUGGUAGUGGUCUCAGACUCUGAGCAGUAAUAACAGAGUUCCUCUAAAAGGAUCUCAUUCUCUAUAAUGAUAUAUGAACAAACCCUUACUUCAGGUAAUGUUUUAUUACAGCAUCUCUGCAAUAUUACUUGAUAUACAGAAAACCAUUAGUGCCUUUAUAAAAAGGAGAUUAGAAUUAGGGCUAUUGAUCAAAAGGGAACUUUAGCAAUGAAUGUUUAAAUGUUAACUAAAUUUGUUUGAAGGUGAUUUCACAAAACAAAAUCUCAAACUACAGUUGUGAUAUAUAAGCAUGACUGUAUCAAUUUUGACUUUUAUUAGCUUUUUUAAAAAAGCUUGGGUGCCUGGGUGGCUCAGUUGGUUAAGCGACUGCCUUCGGCUCAGGUCAUGAUCCUGGAGUCCCGGGAUCGAGUCCCGCAUCGGGCUCCCUGCUCGGCAGGGAGUCUGCUUCUCCCUCUGACCCUCCUCCCUCUCAUGCUCUCUGUCUUUCAUUCUCUCUGUCUCAAAUUAAAAAAAAAAAAAAUCUAAAAAAGCUUGACAGUGAUUUAUUACAGUUAUAAAUUGCAGGGACUGAUUUUCAUGAAAACAACAAUUUACCAAAACUUAAGUAUCUAAAUGAGUACUGUCAUUUUAUAGUCUCUUCUUUAGUAGGUUUUAUGCUAAGUCCAAUUUUGCCAGCACACCUAAUUUUUGUAGACUUCUUUUUUAAAAAUUAGUUUUCAAAGUUCAUAUGUUAUCUGCAUAACAAAACCUGUGUUUGAUGAGGAUGUGCAGAAAUUGGAAACCUUGUGCAUUGUUGGUAGGACUGUAAAUUGUACAGCUCCUGAGGAAAACAGUUUGGCAGUUCCUCAAAACGUUAAACUUAAGAUUACCAUAUGAUUCUGCAUUUCUGUACCUAACUAGAAUCCAGAAGAAUUGAAAGCGGGGCUCAAAGUGAUCCUUGUACACCGGUGUUCAUAGCAGCAUAUUCAGAACAGUGAAAAAAUGGCAACAAUCCAAUUGUCCAGCAAUGGAUGAAUGGAUAAACAAAAUGUGAGAUAGACAUACAAUGGAAUAUUAUUCAGCCAUACAAAAGAAUGAAAUUCUGACCCAUACUGCAAUGUAAACGUAAACCUUGGAAUCAUUAUGCUAAGUGAAUUAAGCCAGACUUUUAUGUUCUUUUAUGAAGAAAAAUUGUAUGAUUCCACUUAUAUGAGGUAACUAAAAUAGGCAAAUUCAUAGAGAAAGUAGAAUAAAUAGAGAUUACUAGGGUGGGGAGGAAGAAAUGGAGAGUUAUUGUUCAGUGGGUACAUCAGUUCUGUUGCAGAUGAGAAAAUAGUAAUGAUUAAAUAACAUUAUGAAUGCAUUUAAUGCCACUUGUACACAUAAAAAUUGUUAAAAUGUUAAGUUUUAUGUUAUUUAUAUUUUAACACACAUGCACAUACACAAGUUUAAAAAUACCCUAUUUUGUAAUGCCAACAUCUGAAAUAUUUGAGUCAUUCUCUACUGAUAACGUUUUCUCUUGAUUCUUUCUCACCUUUCCUAUAUUUUUGCUUAUGUAGUAAUUUUGAUUGUAUACUGAACAUUGUGAAUGAUAUGUUGUAGAGAUUCUCAACUUUGUUAUAAUUUUCUCAAGAAUGUUGACUUUUGUCCUAAAAACAGUUACCUUGGCUGGACUUAAAAUCCCAUCU
This is a messenger RNA of Mirounga angustirostris (Northern elephant seal), 6172 nucleotides long. RefSeq names its product zinc finger protein 568 (gene ZNF568). The coding region runs from base 409 to 2346 and encodes 645 amino acids. The transcript has 7 exons. Gene Ontology annotation, biological process: negative regulation of transcription by RNA polymerase II. The record is from RefSeq and is a predicted model, not a curated record. Gene Ontology annotation, molecular function: DNA-binding transcription repressor activity, RNA polymerase II-specific; RNA polymerase II cis-regulatory region sequence-specific DNA binding. Lineage: Eukaryota; Metazoa; Chordata; Mammalia; Carnivora; Phocidae.